UGAGAUCCAGAUGUCGAGCAGCCGAAGGAGCACGCACUUCUGGAGCGAGGAGGAGACGGCUUUCCUCCUGCAGACUCUGAAGGAGAUGAACAUCGACCGCUACAGAGACGGACGCAAGCACCGCAACAGCCUGAUCUUCCGGAGGGUCUGCGCGCGGCACAAGGAGGCGGGCUUCACGCGCUCCUGCGACCAGGUCAAGCACCGCUGGAAAACACUCAAGUCCAUCUACUACAAGGCCAAGAAGCAGAGCAGCAGCAGCUCUAACGCGGCCUUCAAACACUUCGACACGAUGGAGGAAAUCUUCGGACACAGACCUGUGGCUGUCAGCACCGACACCGAGCCCGACAGCAAGGGCUUCACCUUCGAGGAUGGAGAGGAGGAGGAAGAUGAGGGUGAGGAUAAUGUGGUGGAUGACGUGGAAGCUGGGAUUCAGGAAAUCCAGUCAGUGAAAACCGAGAAUGAGCCCCUGAUCCUCACACAAGCGUCACACGAGAGCUCCACGACAUCCACCGAGAGCUUCACCUCCACCUCCACCUCCACCCAGCAGAGCGCAGCUCCAGGCGUGCUGAAGCGCAGGCGGUCGUGUUGUGCUGCGCUGCACAGUCAGUAUCAGGGCUUUCUGGAGAGACUGCAGCGGAGCCAGAACACAUGGCUGGAGCGCCAGCUGGAGCAGAGUCACCUCCGAGAGGAGCGUCUGAUCGCCCGAGUGCUGGCCGAACAUAGCCGGUCCAUGGAGGCCUUAGUCAGCCAGCUCUUCUCAGGCUUGAGGAGCCUCCUGCCCUCGUCUCCGCUCAGCACACAGCCUGACGCCAGCCCAGCGCAGAGCAGGACUGAGUCCUGAAUCACACACACACAGCUCUCAGAGACUCGAGGAGCACCUCACACACUCUUCAUCCUGAUGCGGUCUUCUGCAGCCCUGCACUGGUUUGUUAAAGGUAGCGAUAAUGUAGCAAUCCAGCAUCUGUUUAACACUGGUAGGUGUUUGUUAUUGUUUCAUUGUACCACAUAGCUUCUGUAAAAGUGUUCAUCAAAUGUUUAGUCAUGAAUAAAGAUGUGAGUGUG
Molecule: messenger RNA, 1062 nt
Organism: Sinocyclocheilus anshuiensis
Lineage: Eukaryota; Metazoa; Chordata; Actinopteri; Cypriniformes; Cyprinidae
Exons: 3
Coding region: 11-841 (276 amino acids)
Source: RefSeq, a predicted model, not a curated record